This is a messenger RNA of Mesorhabditis spiculigera, 1437 nucleotides long. The record is from the annotation of a GenBank genome assembly. Lineage: Eukaryota; Metazoa; Nematoda; Chromadorea; Rhabditida; Rhabditidae.
AUGGAUUGGAAUUUGCCAGAUCACCCCCUCAGCCUGGACCUCCCAAAUAUACCGCUUGGUGAGAUCUGGCAAAUGGAUGAUGAUGAUUUAUCACGAAACCCUUACGACGACGAUCCAAUGCUGCGGUCUAGAGCCAAUUCGUUUGAUUUGCUUGAUUUCGUAAACGACGAUGUGGACGAUCCUGCAAUUCGGAGCCCAUCACGAAGGGAUUCUCCUGCACGGUUCGAUGACCUGGAUGAACACCAAGAAAUUCCGGUUGAGAAGGAAAAGACGAGGAAACGGAAGCGCAAAGGUUCCGAGUCAUGGGGCGCAGGACAUCUACCACCCGCCGUCCCAAGGGAUCAACUGCAAAAUUGCCAUUAUGGCGACCGGAUGCAUCAUUGGCAACCGGAUUUAGACGGGUUUCAGCGGAUCGCGAGGAGGAGUGGCCGGAAAACGCUGGCUGAAAAUUUAGUCCGAGCAAACCAAAUCGACGCAGCGCUUCGGGCACGCCUGUUGGAGGAGCGACUCUUUGCCGCGCAUUUUAGACUUCCGCUUGAUACGGAUGCGCUCGUGGCUGAAAUGCAUCUCCCGAAAGAUGAGAUAGAAAAUCUGAACGACGCUUAUGCGAAACGUGAAAAACAGUAUGAAAUGUUUGAGAUCCAACUCCGACCCUUGCAGUUAUUACGAUGCAAACGAAAGAAAACGGAAAGCGAAACUGGGGCCGAGGAGCCCGAAAAGUUUCGUGAAGAUCAUGACUACUUGCCCAAAAAGGCAAAAGUGGAAAAAUCAAAGCCAAAGACGGACAAUGUUGCUGUGGGAAACAUUGAGUAUAUUGGCCCGGGCGAUGAUCCGGACUAUCGAGCAAAGAACUCGGCGAUUCUGAAGGAGAAUCUACGCCGGCGAGGUUUCGAGGGGCCCAUUCGGGAGCAUCGACCAUGGCAUGAUGGCAUCAACACUUUCAUCAGCCCAAAGUUUGCCAAGAUUCAAAAAACCCUCGAUAUACCCGAGGAGAAAAAAUGGGCCAUUUUCGAGGACACCCUGCUGGCUCACCAGAAGAAGAUUGAUUUUGACGAGAAGGGGCUGGCUGCGAAGCUUGGCAUUCCAGAAGCAAAGGUGAAAGCCCUGAGGAGCAACUACUACAAAUCGGAAGGGCUGGCGCAACGUGGGAGUCAGCCAGCCAAUUCCAUCAGAACUGUCGCCAUCAACCCAGCAUUCAGCAGAAACGAUGGCAAUUACAUGGGCCAACUGCGAAAGAACAUGCUGCGGGCGCAUGAGGUGAUGGAUUUUAACGAGUUCCAGAAAACCCAACAAUGCGUCACAUUUUUGAUACGGUAUCCCCGGAUGUUCGCGAAAGGGUGGCAGGCUUCCAACGAGAUGGGCUGGACCUCGAAUCGCGGACCCGGAGAUUGCCGAACGCAUGGCCUGCUGGAAAGGACCUCAAUACCACUUUUUUUU